Plasmodium cynomolgi strain B is the source of this 421-nucleotide messenger RNA. RefSeq lists its product as hypothetical. Lineage: Eukaryota; Apicomplexa; Aconoidasida; Haemosporida; Plasmodiidae. The transcript is spliced from 5 exons. The coding region runs from base 86 to 421 and encodes 111 amino acids. The record is from RefSeq and is a predicted model, not a curated record.
UAAAAUUUUGCCUGACCUGGUCAUAUUAACUAGCUUUUUUUUUACUUUUUUUUUUUUUUUUUUUUUUUUUCCUUUUUUUGGCACAAUGGGUUUGGCUGUUUUUGAGAAUGAUAAAAAUUUGUCAUUUAAUGGGGUGGACAAAAUAGUGGACGACGUUUACAAGGACAACCUGAACUUCCUGCUAAAGAGCAACAAGAACGAACUGGAGCGGAAAGAAACAGACCAACUCAGUUUCAGCAUCGACAACCUGUUGAUUCUGCUGGAAGAGGAGGAACAGCGACGCUACGGCGAGAGGGAUAAAAUGAAGGACGCCUUUCAAAACAUAGGAAAACGGGGAGAUUAUUGCGGGCUCUUUUUUAUACCUUUUCACAUGCGACUACGUGUCAUGUUGAUGGUGUACAGCGUCCAAACGGGCGAUUAA